Caretta caretta (loggerhead turtle) is the source of this 10705-nucleotide messenger RNA. NCBI's taxonomy places the organism in Eukaryota, Metazoa, Chordata, Testudines, Cheloniidae. The record is from RefSeq and is a predicted model, not a curated record.
UUCUCUCCCCUGCUCCUCGGGGCGGGCCGCGCACAGCGGAGGCGCAGGCAGAGCGCAGGGAGCCUCUCACCUCCGGCUGCCCCCCAUCAGCGCCAGGGACAACCGCGGGCAGGAGCCGGGGGCGGGGGACCCAGCUGAGCAUGGCGGCAGCGGCGGCGCUGCAGGGCAGCCGCGCAGCUCCCUCACCGCUGGCGCCGGGCGCCGGGCUCUUCCUCGUGGUCUUCCCCCUCUUCCUCACCCUGCGCCCCGGGGCCGCCCAGGUGGGGCCGCCCGACUCCGGGGCGCUCGGGCUCAGCCUCCAUCCGCCCUAUUUCAACCUGGCCGAGACAGCCAGCAUCCGGGCGACGGCCACCUGCGGGGAGGAGGAGAGCGGCGGCGGGAGGCCCCGGCCGGAGCUGUACUGCAAGCUGGUGGGCGGACCGGCCGCUUCCCCAGCGGGGCACACCAUCCAGGGACAGUUUUGUGACUAUUGCAAUGCAGCUGAUCCCAAUAAAGCUCACCCAAUAACCAAUGCUAUUGAUGGAACUGAACGCUGGUGGCAAAGUCCUCCUCUCUCUUUAGGCUUACAGUAUAAUGAAGUGAAUGUCACUUUAGAUCUUGGACAGCUCUUCCAUGUGGCUUACAUCCUUAUCAAGUUUGCAAAUUCUCCUCGCCCAGAUCUCUGGGUGUUAGAAAGAUCAGUGGACUUUGGAAGAACCUAUGCACCUUGGCAGUAUUUUGCUUAUUCUAAAGCAGACUGUUUGGAACAUUUUGGAAAAAAAGUUAGUGCUCGUAUUAGGAGGGAUGAUGAUGUUAUUUGCACUACAGAGUAUUCUCGAAUUGUGCCUCUUGAAAAUGGUGAGAUUGUGGUAUCCUUGGUAAAUGGUCGUCCAGGAGUAAAAAACUUCACUCACUCUCCCAUACUUAGGGAAUUUACCAAGGCAACAAACAUCCGCUUGCGUUUUCUCAGAACCAAUACCCUUCUUGGACACUUGAUAGCCAAAGCUCAACGGGACCCCACUGUAACCCGCAGAUAUUACUACAGCAUAAAGGACAUCAGUAUUGGUGGACGAUGUGUUUGCAAUGGUCAUGCUGAAGUCUGUAAUGCAAAAAGUGCUGAAAACCUGUACCAGUUUCAGUGUGAAUGUCAGCAUAACACUUGUGGGGAAACCUGUGAUCGCUGCUGCCCUGGAUAUAAUCAGAAACAAUGGCAACCUGCAACUGCCAACAACGCAAAUGAGUGUGAAUCCUGCAACUGUCAUGGACAUGCUACUGAUUGCUACUAUGAUUCUGAUGUUGAUCGACGCAAAGGAAGCUUAAACGUCCGUGGGUGGUAUGAAGGUGGAGGGGUCUGCAUUGAUUGCCAGCAUAACACAGCUGGAAUUAACUGUGAACAAUGUGCAGAGGGGUACUAUCGUCCUUAUGGCAUUCCAGUGGGAGCUGCUGACGGCUGUAUACCCUGCAGUUGUAAUCAGGAGCAUUCAGAUGGUUGUGAGGAAGGAUCUGGUCGCUGUCAUUGUAAGGUGAAUUUCCAUGGCGAAAACUGUGAACAAUGUGCUGAAGGAUACUAUAGUUUCCCAUUCUGUGUCCGACUUCCUAUUUAUCCUUUUACUACUCCAAAUCCAGAAUACCCUGAGACUGGUGGUAUUAAAGAUGGCUGUAAACCAGGAUUUUUUGGCCCUCAAUGCCAGCCUUGCCAGUGCUAUGGCUCGGGAGUGCUGGAUGGCAACUGUGAUGGAAAGACAGGACAGUGCAGAUGUCGAGUUGGAUUUCAGGGGCUUUCCUGUGAUGCCUGUGCAGUAGGGUAUUUUCAAUACCCUUUCUGUCAGAUGUGUGCAUGUAAUUCAGCUGGUGCCCUCCCUGAAAUCUGUGAUUUCCUUGGAAAAUGUCUCUGCCGCUUUGAGGUAGAUGGACGUCAGUGUGAGAGCUGUCUUCCUGGCUACCAUUCUUUCCCCAUCUGUCAAGAGUGCAACUGUGAUGCACUUGGCUCAUUGGACAAUACAUGUGGGCCUAGUGGUCAGUGUCGGUGCCGUAAAAAUUAUGCUGGACUUCGAUGCAACCAAUGUGCUCCAGGUUAUUUUAGCUAUCCCAACUGCUUGCCUUGUCAGUGUUCUCCCCAUGGUUCCUACCAGAACACAUGUGAGUCAACAACAGGGCAGUGUGAGUGUCGAACAGGCAUUACAGGGCAGCAGUGUGACAGAUGCCUUUCAGAAGGCUACAGUUUCCCCUAUUGCCAAGGAGCAAACAAUGACUGUGACCCUGCUGGUACUCUUGAUUCCCAUACUGGCUAUUGUCGGUGUCUGCAGCAUGUUGAAGGUCCUAUAUGUAGCAGAUGCAAACCACUUUACUGGAAUCUGGCCAGAGAAAACCCUGAUGGAUGUACAGAGUGCCAAUGUGAGGUGACGGGAACACUAAGUGGAGUCGGAGAAUGUCAGCAGAAGAAUGGUGACUGUCAUUGCAAACCUGAUGUUUGUGGAGGUUCCUGUGACACUUGUGAAGCUGGCUAUUAUGCUCUGGAAAACAGGAAUUACUUUGGGUGUCAAGGCUGCCAAUGUGAUGUCGGAGGAUCUGUCAAUCUUGUGUGCAGCGAGCCAUCAGGUGCCUGCCAGUGCAGAAACCACAUAGUGGGAAUGACCUGUCAGAAGCCUGAAAAGAACCACUUUUUCCCUGAUUUACACCACGUGAAGUUUGAGAUCGAAGAUGGUACCACUGCGAGUGGAAGAGGCAUUUGGUUUGGUUAUGACCCCCAGGAAUUUCCUGGCUUUAGUUGGAGAGGAUAUGCACGGAUGUCUUCGAUACAACCAGAGGUGGUUGUGCCUGUCACUGUGACUUCCUCUAAGCUCUUCCACCUAGUACUCCGCUAUGUCAGCCUGGUUUCAAAGAUAAUUAUACUUAAUGAAGUGAGGAUAACUCUGAAUGUGGAAAAAUCAAACCUCUACUUAUUUCAUGUUAUCUUGAGAUAUAUUAACCCUGGAAUUGAAAUGGUAUCUGGCCGCAUAACUGCUUACCAAUCUCGGUCUGAAACAGGGGCUACUCAGAGCAAAGACAUUGUCUUCCCACCCAGUAAGAAGCCGGCUUUUGUCACUGUCCCAGGAAACGGCUUUGCAGAUCCAUUCUCACUUAUUCCAGGAACAUGGAUUGUCAAUAUUAUGGCAGAGGGAGUCCUCCUGGAUUACAUGGUGCUGUUACCUAGUGAUUACUAUGAAGCGCCCAUCUUACAAUUACAAGUUACAGAGCCUUGCACCUAUUCAGGACGUGCUACGACAGAUAACUGCUUGCUUUAUCAGCAUUUACCACUAGCCAGAUUUUCCUGUGUCCUCGGUUCAGAGGCGACACAUUUCUUGCUUGGUGGAGAGUACAGAAAAAUAGCUGUCCGACAGCCAACCCCAGAGCAUCCAGUAAUGUCCCACAUCAGUGGAAGAGAGGUUGAUUUACAACUGAGACUGAACAUUCCCCAAGUCGGUCGCUAUGUGGUAGUUCUUGAAUAUGCUAAUGAAGAUGAUCAGUUAUACACUGCUGAAGUGAUAGUGAACAGUCCUGGGCCUGUCCUGAAGGCCAGAGUGAACAUAUACAGCUGUAAAUACAGCUUCCUUUGUCGCAGUGUUGUCGUUGAUAAUAUGAAUCGCAUUGCAGUCUAUGACCUUUUAGCUGAUGCAAAGUUACAUCUUAAGGCAUCAGUGAUAAAUUUUCUUCUGCACAAAAUUUGCAUUGUAUCAGCUGAAGAAUUUUCUCUAGAAUAUGUGGAUCCUAAAGUACACUGCAUAGCCACUUUUGGGAGCUUUCUUAAUCAAAGUGCAUCAUGCAUUCCCUCAGUGUAUGAAACUCCACCAGUGGCCUUGCUUUUGGAUGCACUCAAGGAUGGGAAAAUUUCAGAAGUGCAGAGAAAUGUACCGUACAAUCCACUGAGUGUCCCUUUCCCUUCUGUUAACCGGGUUAAUGGAGUAAUCUUGACCUCAUUACAGAACCAGCUUACUCUGAGUGGGAAAGUGCCAAGUUUGGGCAGAUAUGUAUUUGUUGUACAUUUCCAGCAGUCAGCGCACCCAACAUUUCCUGUGCAGGUGCUUGUGGAUGGGGGACGCCUAUGGUCAGGUUCCUUCAGUGCUUCAUUCUGCCCUCAUGCUUUUGGCUGUCGAGACCAGGUGAUUGCAGAAAACCAAAUUGAACUGGAUAUCCCUGGGCCUGAGGUUUCUGUUACUGUGAAGAUUCCUAAUGCAAAAACACUGGUUGUGGAACACAUUUUAGUUGUUCCAGCAGACAGUUACAGCCAUAGCCUACUUCAGAAAAGGACUGUGGACAAGUCGUUUGACUUUAUCAACCAGUGUGGAGGAAACAGCUUUUAUACUGACCCAGUAACAUCUUCAGCAUUCUGUAAGGAUUCUGUAAGGUCAUUAGUGGCGUUUUACAACGAUGGAGCAUUGCCCUGCGGUUGCCAUAAAGCAGGUGCCACUAGCUCGGCUUGUAACCCUCUAGGGGGACAAUGUAGUUGCAAACCUAACGUCAUUGGCCGUCGGUGUAGCCGAUGCCAAACUGGGUACUAUGGAUUUCCGUUCUGCAAAUCAUGCAACUGCGGCCGACGUCUUUGUGAUGACAUAACUGGUCAAUGUAUUUGCCCUCCUCAAACGGUGAAGCCCAAGUGUGAAGCAUGUGAAAGACAAUUUUUCAACUACCACCCUCUUGUUGGCUGUGAAGCCUGCAACUGCUCAAGCAGAGGAAUAGUUAAUGUGGCAAACCCAGAAUGUGAUAAAAACAACGGGCAGUGCAAGUGCAGGCCAGGAAUAACAGGGCGACAAUGUGAUCGCUGCAGUCCUGGCUCUUACAGUUUCCCAGAUUGUAUUCCCUGUAAUUGUAACAGAGAUGGAACAGAGCCAGAUGUUUGUGAUCCACGGACAGGAGCUUGUCUCUGCAAGGAGAAUGUUGAAGGUAGGCAAUGUGACAUUUGCCGUCAAGGAUCAUUUUAUUUGGAUCCUUCUAAUCCCAAGGGCUGCACUUCUUGCUUUUGUUUUGGAGCUACUAGCAACUGUCACAGCACAAGUAAUCGUAGAACUAAGUUUGUUGAUAUGAGGAACUGGCGCAUGGAGACAGCUGACUAUAACAUUGAUGUCCCCGUAACCUUCAAUCCAGGCAGCAAUAGUGUAGUUGCUGAUGUUCAAGAGUUGCCUACCUCUGUGCACAGUUUAUAUUGGGUGGCACCACAAUCCUACUUGGGAGAGAAGGUAAAGGACACCGCCACAGUUAAUUGUCUUGUUUGUUUCAUUUUUAAGGGCUGUCAACAUAAUACUGCUGGGGAAAAAUGUGACCGCUGUAAAGAAGGUUAUUUUGGCGAUGCCAGUCAAGGUUCCUGUAGGGUGUGCCAUUGUCCUUACACAAACAGUUUUGCAACUGGCUGUGUGGCAAAUGGUGAAGAAGUUCAGUGUUUCUGCAAAGAAGGCUAUACUGGAGUACAUUGUGAAAGCUGUGCUCCAGGAUAUUUUGGGAAUCCGCUAAAAUACGGAGGUUACUGUCAGAAGUGUAAUUGUAAUAAUAAUGGUCAACUGGUUAGCUGUGAUCGUCUUACUGGAGAAUGCUUAAACCAAGAUCCAAAAGAUGUGGAUCCCAAUGAAGAUUGCGAUGCUUGUGAUAGUUGUGUAAUUACUUUGCUGAAAGAUUUGAGCGAAAUGAGUGAUGAGCUUCAGCUGAUUAAAUCUCAGCUGCAAAAUGUCAAUGCAAGCACCCACACACUGGAGCAGAUGAGGCAUUUGGAAACACGCACCAAGGAGUUAAAAAUCUUGUUGAACAGGUACCGUUCAGCUGUUCUAAAUCAGGGCUCAAAGGCAGAUGAGUUGGAGACAGACUUGAUCAAUCUUAAUCAGGAUGUAAAUGCUCUACAAGAAAAGGCUGAAAUGAAUUACAGGAAAGCGGAGACAUUAUUUAAUAAUUUUGGUCAGACUAAUCAAAAAGGAAAAGAUUUGGUUUCAAAAAUACAAAUUGUCAUCAUCAAUAUUCAGGUGCUCGUGGAACAGAUAGCUGGCACCAAUGCAGGAGGUAACACAUUGCCCGUGGGGGAUGCUGCCAAGGAACUGGCUGAAGCAGAACAGAUGAUGAGAGAGAUGCGAAAACGCAACUUUGUACAACUGCAAACAGAUGCAGAGAGGGAGAGAAGAGAAGCUCAACUCUUGCUGGAGCGUGUUAGGAAUGAGCUACAAAAGCACCAGCAAGAAAACCAUGGAGUUGUUAAAACGAUAAGAGAUUCAUUAAGCGAAUAUGAAUCCAAACUCAGUGAUCUUCGUAAAGCUCUCAAUGAAGCAACUGGCCAAACGAAGCAGGCUGAAAACUUAAACAAAGAUAAUGGAGUGCUCUUGGAAGACAUUAAGAAACAAAUUGAAGUGAUGAAUAAACAACAUAACGAUGUCUUGGAUCAUCUCAACUCUGCCCAGUCUUCCUUGUCCCAGACUAACAGCAUACUUGGAUUACUUCAGAAGAGCAAAGAGGAAUAUGAAAAUCUAGCUGCCAAACUAGAUGGAGCAAGGAAGGACUUGAAUGAAAAACUGAAGAACCUUUCCUUAUCAGCCAGCAAAGAGCCACUGGUGGUGAGGGCAGAGGAGCAUGCCAACUUUUUGCAAGAUCUGGCAAGACAACUGGCAGAAAUUAAGAGAAACGCCAGCAAUGAUGAGUUGGUGAACUGUGCCAUGGAAGCUGCUACUGCCUAUGAAAAUAUUAUUAAUGCCGUCAGUGCAGCCGAGGAAGCAGCCAGCAAAGCUGUAAAUGCAGCUGAUUCAGCUUUACUGACUGUGGAGAGGGAAGACCUAGCAGGAAAAGCCAAGAGACUGAACACUGAAAGCAGCAAUCUAUUAAAUCAAGCACAGAUGACACAAAAGACAUUACAAGAUAUUAAUCCAACUCUUGAAGAUAUAAAGCAGAGACUGGGUAUUGUGGAAGGAAAGCAGAACAGGAUGCUGACUGACCUUGUUUCUUUCCAAAAUGAUCUCAGUGGGAUAAAUAGAGAUGACAUAGACAGCGUCAUUACCAGUGCAAAGAACAUGGUCAAAAAUGCCAAUGAUAUCACUGCUAAUGUACUGGAUGAACUGAACCCAAUUAAAGCAGAUGUGGAAAAAAUAAAGGGCACCUAUGGAAGCACUCAGAGUGCUGACUUCAAUAAGGCUUUGACGGAAGCUAACAAUUCAGUAAAGAAAUUAACAAGCAAGCUCCCGGAUCUGUUUAACAAGAUUGAGAGCAUCAACCAACAGCUGAUGCCAAUAGGCAACAUAUCUGAGAAUGUAAACCGCAUAAGAGAGCUCAUUCAGCAGGCCAGAGAUGCUGCAAACAAGGUUGCUAUUCCCAUGAGGUUCAAUGGUCGUUCUGGGGUAGAGGUUCGACCUCCAAGUGAUCUUGAGGAUUUGAAAGGCUAUACUUCCCUUUCUUUUUUUCUCCAAAGACCUCUGCCAAGACAAGAUGGCUUGCAACAGGCUUCAAAUAUGUUUGUAAUGUACCUGGGUAAUAAGGAUGCUUCCAAGGACUACAUUGGUAUGGCUGUGAGAAAUGGUCGUCUCAUUUGUGUUUAUAACCUGGGAGGCAAUGAAGCCGAAAUAGAAGUGGACCCAUCAGUGACUGAGAGUAACACUGAGGAAGCUACUUUGGAUCGGGUGAAGUUUGAAAGGAUUUACCAGUAUGCAAAGUUGAAUUACGUUAAAGCAGCAACCUCUGACAAGAAGACUUUUGACAGUAGCAGUGGGAGCAGUCACACACUCCUAAAUCUGGAUCCCAACAGUGUUGUCUUUUAUGUGGGAGGAUACGCACCAGAUUUUCAGCCUCCCAGUGCACUAGACUACCCUCGUUACCAAGGCUGCAUUGAAUUAGACAACCUAAAUGAGAAUGUUAUUAGCCUGUACAACUUCAAGAGGACAUUUAAUCUCAAUACCACUGAAGUGGAGCCAUGCAGUAGAUAUAAAGCAGAGUCUGACCAAAACUAUUUUGAAGGCACAGGCUAUGCACUUGUCACAGCUAGAGAAGCAAAUAUUCCUAAUUUGCUCUACGAGCAGGAAAUUGAAACUACUGCAGAUGAAGGCUUGGUGUUUUUUGCAGAAAAACAGGAUCAUUUCAUUAGUUUGAAUAUUGAAAAUGGCCAUCUGGUGUUCAGAUACAAACUUGACUCACAACCUCCAAAGGAAAUAGCAAGCAAUAAAGCAGCUGUAAAUGAUGGAACAUAUCAGCAAAUUAAAUUAUACAUUUCUGGGAGACAAAAGUUAGUUUCGAUUAAUCCUGGGAUUAAAGCCAACAUCAAUGUCUUUAAAUUCACCACAUACUACCUGGGUGGAAUUCCAUCUUCUCUGCGGGAACGCUUUAAUAUCUCUACAUCUCCAUUCCGUGGCUGCAUGAAGAAUGUAAAAAACCCCGUCACUGCAUCUGUUACUUUUACUGAGACCAUUGGUGUCAGUAGGAAGUGUUCCAAUGACUGGAAGCUUGUGAGAUCUGCAACUUUCUCCAGGAAUGGAAUACUGGGUUUGAAUGCUGAGGGUUUCCCAUUUCCCAGCAAUUUCCAAGUCGGAUUUAGCUUUCAUACGUUGGCACCCAGUGGAACAUUAUUAAAUUACAAUAUAUGGCCUAAUAUUCUUACCAUCUUUCUGAGAGACGGCUUUGUAGUCGUAAAGAUGACAGAUGAGGAAAAACAAUCCAGCAAGAAAUAUGAAGAUGGUUCAGUGCAUUAUGUGUCAGUAAUCAAAGAUGACAGGAUGGUCAAGCUCCUGGUUGAUGACCUGCCUGUGUCAAUGGUUGUUGAACCUCAAGGAAUGUCUAGAAAAUUAAGUCAACCUAUAAAAUUGGGUGGUGAUAAUUUUGAAGGCUGCAUCUCCAAUGUCUUUAUACAAAGGACAGGUCAGCUCCCUCAAGUUCAAAAUCUAAUCAAUUAUACUGAGAAGACUGGUGUAUCCGUGGGAGCCUGCAGGAUGUACAAGUCACUCCAGCCAAUGCUGCUGAAAGAAUUAGCAGAUCCUAACAGCUCUAAGAUUUUCAAGUUACAGAAGAAAAAGUACCGUGCUUCCCUGACAGGUGCCGAAGUGCAGCUAGACCAGAAGAGCUGUGCUUUACCUACUCAGCUAAAUUUCAUCAGUGGAGCUUAUCAGUUUGGCAACACUCCCAAUAGUCAUUUGCUGUAUACACUUUCCCAGGCAUCGCUGACAGACAGGUCACAUUUUUCAGUAGACGUACGGACUGCAUCAUCGGGAGGACUGAUUUUUUUUGUGGGAAAUAAGCCUGAGAGCUCUUAUAUAGCUCUUUACAUUUCAAAGGGUCGUUUUGUCUUUUCAUUUGGUGCUGGAGGAAAGAAAAUUAAAAUCAAAAGCAAAGCAAAAUACAAUGAUGGGCAGUGGCAUACUGUGGUAUUCAAUAUGGAUGGGAAGAAUGGCCAUCUUAUUAUUGAUGGUCUGAGGGCCAGGGAAGGAAAACUGGCAAGUAAUUCCACCUUCAGCACUAAGCCACCAGUCUAUCUGGGUGGGCUUCCAUCCCUGAAAGUACAGAAUAUACCAAGAAAGAGUUUUGUAGGUUGCCUGAGAAAUUUUAAAAUGAAUGGAAAGCUCAUGAAUACUCCUCAUCGGAACACUGGGGUCCCUCCAUGUUUGGAUGGCUCUUUGGAGCCUGGGAUAUAUUUCUUUAAUGAAGGGGGAUAUAUCGUCAUUGAUAACUCUUUUGUGAUGGGUUUGGAAUUUAAGAUCAUAUUUAACAUUCGUGUGAGAAGCCUAACAGGAGUCCUACUCCAUACUGGAAACAAACAAGGCAACUAUUUAACUGUUUACAUGGAAGCAGGAAAGCUCACUGCCUCUGGAAAUAAUGGUGCUGCAGAGUUCCAGACAUCCGUCACUCCUCAGCAGUCUCUAUGUGAUGGACAGUGGCACUCCAUAGCAGUAACUCAGAAACAGAACAUUGUGCACCUAGAUGUGGAUGCAAAGAGCAACUACACCAUUGGAUCCUCUGCCCCACUUUCUGCUAACGUGGGUCAUCCGCUGUAUUUUGGAAGAGUUCCAGCAAAUUUGGAAACACCGUGGCUUCCUGUUCGGGACUCGUUCCUUGGCUGUCUACAGAACAUUAAAAUAAAUGACAAACCUGUCUCUGUCAGCAAAAUUUCAGAGGUUCAUGGUGCAGUCAGCUUGACUGGAUGCCCUGCCAAAUAACUUUGCCAUUACAUAAUAAGGGAAUUAUUUGUACCCUCGUUGGGUUGGGUCUUCUGAUGUACUGUAUGAAUUACUGCAAUAUGGGUUCUCCUUCCGUGAUCACUGUGUUACUCUUGUCUAUUAUGAUGUUCAAAACGGCUUACAAGUUAAUGCAUCUUCUGGAAGGGUGGCCUGUGCCAAAGCUAAUUAAAAAUGUUGGCUUUGUUAGAGUCCUUAUUAAAUUUGAUUGCUUUCCUGGGUAAUUCAUUGGGUGUGUGAGAUAUAUACACAAAAUAUAAAAUAGUAUUGUUUAUACACGUAGUGGGCCAAAUGCUGCUUUCGUCCUCCCUGGUAUAGCAUUAAAAUAACUCCAUUGACUUAGCAGGAGUUAUUUUGAGUUUACACUGGUGAGAGUGACUACAGAAUCUGGCCUAAUAUAAAUAAUUUUAUAAAAAUAUAUACAUUUCUUUGGGUUGAUGAACAGUGUUUAUACUGAAGUGUACAUUAAUGUUAAAAAUAAUAAUAUAAAUGGAGUCUGAAGCACUUUAAAGAGUGGAACUCUGGGAGAUUGUUGCUGUGUUAAGAGUUCUGGGGCCAAUAAAUGCAAU